AUGAGCCUAUCGUUUGAACGAUAUGGAGAAAAUGAGGCAAUCCUUCAGUGCUCCUCUUCAAGGCAAAUGUUGUUUGAUGGCAGGAAUUUAACUAGAAAUGUUGUUAUUCGGUUUUCUGGCCUUACGUUUUUGAAUAGCCACGUUACUGUGCAGAAUUGCUCGCUGUUUGUCGAUAGUUGUCAUUUCAAAGAUGCCAUAUCUUUUCCAAACGCAACAGGUGUAGUUCAUUUUGAAUCAUUUGAUGAACAUGACCUUUCCUUGAGGGUUGGGCGGUCCGAGUUUAGCAACAAUGGUUUUCCAUGUAUCUAUGUCCUUGGGAGCAGACCGAAGAUCGAAAUUUACGAAACUGCAUUUGUCAACAAUACCGCCUACGGUACAAGCGCAUUGUUUAACUGGAUUUAUCUCAGUAUUUUCAUUGUGCUGUUGCCAACCCAGCAAUUAAUAUAUCCCGGGACAACUGUUUCGUUAAUCAGCAUAUCAUUCGUGAAAAACAAAGCGCCAUUAGGAGGGUGUCUUCGGAUGGAGGGAAUCGCCUCAGAAGAAACAGCAAACAGGCAAUCUCAACAACAUCGUACCAAGAAGAAACAUAUUAGAAAUGCGGGUUCUAAAUCGCAUCAAUUCUUCUCUAGAAAACAUGAUACGAAGUAA
This is a messenger RNA of Porites evermanni, 648 nucleotides long. The record is from the annotation of a GenBank genome assembly. NCBI's taxonomy places the organism in Eukaryota, Metazoa, Cnidaria, Anthozoa, Scleractinia, Poritidae.